GCCCCCGCGAGCUAGGGUUUACUGCCCCGGUCCCACGCGACCUUCCUCUUCUUGACGCGGCGGAGCUCAUGGCCGGCGGCGAAGAGACGGCGGCCGCGGCGGAGGCGGAGAUGGAUCUGGAGUUCUCGCGCGGCGCGGAUGUGCCCAGCUUCGAGUUCGCCUUCAAUUCGGAGAAGUUCUCCGACAAGGUGCUGCAGGUAGAGGUCGUCGCCGGCGACGACGGAGGAGGAGGACCCCUCCCUGACUCAGUGCGCCACAUUAAGGGGCAAGGUACACAAAUUUUAACAGUAAAGGCCCUUCAUAUCAAUUCAGCGAUUCUUGCUGCAAGAAGUCCUUUCUUUCUAAAGCUCUUCUCAAAUGGCAUGAAAGAAUCUGAUCAGAUGCGUCCAAGAAUUAGGAUUGCCAAUUCAGAGCAAAUUGCCCUUAUGGAGGUUUUAAGCUAUAUGUACAGUGGAAAAUUGACAACAGCUGAGCCCACUCUUCUGCUCGACAUCUUGAUGGUUGCGGACAAGUUUGAGGUUAUUUCUUGCAUGAGGCGUUGUAGUCAGCUGCUCACAAACUUGCCUAUGACAACAGAAUCUGCACUGCUCUGCAUAGACCAUCCUUGCUCGACUUCAUUGGCCGCUGAGGUCCAACAUGUUAUAAGCGUUGCAAAGGAAUUCCUUGCCGACAAGUACAAGGAUUUUGAUAAGUUCAGACGUGAACUGGUGAAUAUUUCUCUUGCUGGGAUGGAAGCUAUCUUUUCAAGUACUGACAUGCAUGUGAGCUGUGAAGAUGACUUAUAUUACUUCAUGCUUGAGUGGGUCCGUGCAAGAUACCUAGAUUCAGAGGAAAGACGUGGGAUCUUGAGUUCUCGUUUGCUGCCGCUAGUUCGCUUCAGUCAUAUGACAUGUACGACACUUGAGAAGAUCCUAGCAUGCACUGAUAAUGAUAUAGACCAUGAGCAAGUAACUAAGCGUAUUACCGAGGUGCUUCUACACAAAGCUUACCCAAGACAGAUGGAAAAUGCUCUUAGUACACAAACCGGUUGGCAAUUUGCUGAGCGUGCUUACAAGUACAAACCUGUGAAAUUGGUUGCUUUUGAUCGACCCUGCCCACAGGUUACAGUUUACUUGGAUCUAACGCGUGAGGAGUGCUCUCGACUCUUCCGGUCUGAACAUAUAUGCUCGCACCCGUUCCAGCUUGGAGGGCGGGACUUUUAUCUUGUCGCAUUCUGUGAAAUGGAUGAGCAGAGUAAUUUGUGCACUUUUGGCCUCUGCUUAGUAGAAUGGAAGAAUAUGAAGGGUUCAUCAGAUUUGACCAUCGAUAUUGAGUUUGCUGCAAGGACUAGAUUGUCAGGAAAAUUCGUAAGCAACUUGGAGGUUAAGGUUAUCUUCAGUUUGUCAGAUUGGGUACAUGGAUCCGUGGAUCUUUUUGGCGUUCCAUGGUCGACGUUCAUAUCUGACGACAACCUCUUCAUCAACGGGGUGCUGCAUCUGAGAGCUGAUUUGAGGUUGGCCGUUGGGCAGAUGGGUUUACAAUCUUGACGACAUCUCACUAAGCAAAGUUAGGUUGAUCGGUUCAUGUGAUUCCAGCUGGGGUGGCAUGUUGGCAGCGUGGUUCAAUGCGGUCACAUUUUGUUAUUUUUGUGUCUGUGCUGAAAAACUAGGCUUGCCUGAAUGAUGUAAGGAGGCUCUCGCUUGCAAUGAGAAAGUUGAAAAUUGUGGC
Molecule: messenger RNA, 1707 nt
Organism: Triticum dicoccoides
Lineage: Eukaryota; Viridiplantae; Streptophyta; Magnoliopsida; Poales; Poaceae
Product: BTB/POZ domain-containing protein POB1-like
Exons: 5
Coding region: 69-1526 (485 amino acids)
Biological process (GO): response to red light
Cellular component (GO): nucleus
Molecular function (GO): protein binding
Source: RefSeq, a predicted model, not a curated record